AUGGGUUCUCCUUCCAAGCGCAAACGAACCGAUGUCGAUGACGACCCCCCAGAGCGGGUGUUCGGCGUAGACUUGACGUACUCCCCGACACAGGACGCCAGGAAAUUGAUCAAAGGGUACAAACCUCGCUACCAAUCCAUUUGUGAUGAAGUUGACGUGCUUUGGCGCACAGCACAGAUGAAUAAGAUGAUUCGAGAAGCCGCGGCCAGUCUGACGUGGCCCAAACACAUUCGGGAAGCUCAAAAAGGCGUUGACGAGGGUCAAGCUGACCAAGACAAACUGUAUGCCAGAGUCGUCGACCGAAUCAACAAGGUGCAGAAUGCCGACCUCAAAUCCGCACUUCAAUCUGCGCUACAUGAAGUUGAUAUUAUCUAA
This is a messenger RNA of Penicillium griseofulvum, 375 nucleotides long. RefSeq lists its product as uncharacterized. The coding region runs from base 1 to 375 and encodes 124 amino acids. The record is from RefSeq and is a predicted model, not a curated record. NCBI's taxonomy places the organism in Eukaryota, Fungi, Ascomycota, Eurotiomycetes, Eurotiales, Aspergillaceae. The transcript has a single exon.